Sabethes cyaneus is the source of this 3458-nucleotide messenger RNA. RefSeq lists its product as uncharacterized. Gene Ontology annotation, molecular function: protein binding. The record is from RefSeq and is a predicted model, not a curated record. The transcript is spliced from 9 exons. NCBI's taxonomy places the organism in Eukaryota, Metazoa, Arthropoda, Insecta, Diptera, Culicidae. Bases 207 to 3419 code for a protein of 1070 amino acids.
GGCUAUUCAAUUGCUUUGUUCCGUCAACGUGCUACUGUACUUGUGCAAAAGCGAAAGCCGACUUUUGUACUUCUGUGUUCUGCAAAAAGUGUCCAGUAGAAACACCACAUUGCGAGGGCCCGUUAUGAAAAGCUAGUAUAGGGUGGAGUGAUUAGAAAAUCUAGAAUAGUUCACACUCCACCUCUUGGAAGCGCAGCGUAUUCAAGAUGGAGAACCUCAACUUCCCACCGGUAGAAUUCACUCGGCCCGAUUGCUCCGACAACGGCAAAACCGUCUUCCAGGAGUUUACGAUCAUACUCCAUAAUAUACACCUCUUCGAAACUAUUCCGACGGCCAAAUGGUUGGGGCUGUUGCAGGAGAAAGCACUGGCAAGGCGAAAGAUAGACAUUCGCGAAGCGGACCGUCUGCACAAUCUAUCCGCACAGCUGGCAGAGAACGACGAAUUGGACAAAGCGAUGGUUCACAUCACCCAGGCGCUGUACCGUUGCCCGCUGGACAGUAUACUGGCGAAGGCAAUCCUGUGCCAGAAGGGUGAGCUGCUGCGGCGUAAGGAGCGUAUGCAGGACGCUAUCCGGCACUUGGAGCAUUGUCUGCAGAUCGAAGGGGAGCGGUUUUCCUUUGGAACGUAUCUGUGCUUGCUGCGUUGUUACAAAGCGAUGGGCAAUGCGAUGAAGGUACGAACGACGCUGAACCGUUGUGCGACAUUUUUCAACCGGUGGAAGGAGGAAUUUCAUCGGUACGAUUCGCAGCUGAAGAACGAACCGGACGUGCACAUGGAGGAGAUGAAGAAAGAGUUCGAUCUACACGCCAACUGUAUUCCGAUCGAAAUUAUGCACGACAAAAACUUUCGUAAUGAGCCCGCCGUGCAAGACGAUUACGAGGAGGAGGUGAACAUUGAGCCGUAUCUUGGAUUUUCUACCGACAGAAAUAUAUGCGGCGCUUCUAGUGCUUGCACUUUGGAUAUGGAUGGUGAAACACCCAAGCUAGUGGCAAACGUGUUCAUUCCGGAAGGUUCAAUUGUGCUGAUAGAGAGGCCGCUCGCGUCGCAUCUAGAAUUUUCCAAAGUACAAUGCUACACUUGCCAUACCGUUCGACCGCAUCUUAUUCCCUGCUUCAACUGCCAAGGAGUGUUCUACUGCUCCCACGAGUGCCAACGAAAGGACGAAGGUUACCACAGGUUCGAAUGCCACGGCUAUCAGUUACUGUUUUUUCCUCUAGUCAACGGAAACCUCGAGCUACGACUGCUCAUCCGAACUCUUAACACACUGCGGAAGGUGUUGGCUGUCCAGCCGCACGCCUAUCUGAGAAAGCCCCGCACGGCUAACGACCUCUUCAAUUUACUCCUCGAGGGUUGGGAGUUUUUUGCCGAUCUAUUCAACACUCUGCUAAUUCGGCCAGAUUAUGCAAGUUUUCGUGUAGAAGACUUCGAGGCACUUAUGAUAAAGACGGAAAAAUUGCUCAGCUACGUCAAGGUUGACGGACAGGUGAAGCGGCAAUACUUCAUGCAAUGGAAAUACUUCGACAACUUGCAGUUUGAUAUCUUCAUCGGAGGCUUGCUGUUGCACUUUUGCACCCUAACCAUGACUAAGGUGCACCGGUUGUCGUUUGAAAUUCCGGCAACGGAGGAGUUUGUUGGUCGCGUUCCGAACCACGUCACGACUAGCUGUUACUACGAGCAGGAGCCACUUCGAAAAACCGUUCUCGAAACCUUGGAGCGAUACGGCAAGGCGCAUUCAAAGCGAAAUACCAUCGACACUGGACCGCUGAGGGAGGGUGUCUGGUGUCACUUGGAAAUGCUCCGCAGUGAUUACGAAGACGUAAAAAAACCGGAAAAGCUGGAUGACGAUGCGUGCUACCAGGUAUGGACGCGAGCGAAUGUGAAGCGGCUGUGGCAGGAAUGCCAGGAUAGCGUGCAGUUUGAUAUAGUUCCGGAGAUUCUUUUUCACUCGCGAACCGACGUCGUAUCGAGAGCACUGGAACGCUUCUAUGACAUUUAUUUCGACCAUUUUGGCGAAAUUCCGACGUGCAGCCGAAAUCGUACCUUUCCAAAUGUGAUGCGUGCGCUCUACUCUACGGCGAUCAAUGUUAAGCACUCGUGUGGGCCAAACUUGUUUUUUGCAAUGAUUUCCAAUGGUCUGUUCGUGGCCCGUGCUUGCCGGGAUAUCAGCCAGGGGGAGGAGCUUACGCUUAAUCAUGGUCCUCACUACAAAGAUGCACCGCGAGACAAACGGCGGAACUACCUCCGAAAAAUCUACAUCAACUGUGAUUGCACCAAGUGCGGAGUGCUCGAUGAUCAUUGGAUUCGCUACCAGCGUGUCAAAUGCGACUUCUGUAUGUUUAAUCCACAAUCGUUGAGCACUUGCCCGGACUGUUUACGAAUUAAGGAGAUGCCGUGGGAGGUGGAAAUUCUCAUCCAACAGUUGCAAGACUUAGAGUCAAAGCUGUCGAAAAGUUCACUGCCCCAGCUUAUGCCACUGACCGCUUUCGGACGCACGGUUGGAAGUUUACAAACGGCGACAGCGUCUGGCAAGCGAAAGAUCGAGCUGCUCAUGUUCUUCGAACGCAUCUGGAAGAUGGUAUUCGUCGAAGAAUGCAAUAUACCGCUCUAUAACAAUCUCAAGGAACAGUUGUCCUGCUUCGCAGAAGAAGUGAUUCGUGAUGCCAUCGAUGAUGUGUACGUGCUGUUAAAGCGCUGUAAGGAUGUGAUCGAUACUUUAUUCCCAUACAUGAGUGUCCAGGUGGCGAACGAAUACGAGCUGGUAGUUCGUCGUGCAGUAAAGUACAUGUUACCGGCAAAAUUCCUCGGGGUGGACCGCAGUCAAGUGUACCGAACGUUUGACUUGGCUUAUUCCAUGAUCAAGCACGCAUUCCAGAUCCUCGAAUCUCGCUUUUUGUACGAAGACGAAAGCUACCGGAAGUUGACGGUGGUCGAGUAUUCGCUGCGUAUGUUCGAGGAGAAUUUGCGAAUUACGGGUGCCAGCGAGGAUGCCGAACUGGUACUGGCAAUGAUGAAACCUGUUAAGCGGAAAAAUGACACUUCAAAUCAAACUAAGCAAAAAGGACGAGAGCAAAAGCAGCAAAACAAAACAACCAAAGAAUCAAAACAAUCCGAUCAAACGUCAGUCAACGGGGACUUAGAGCACCCGGAGAGUGAUAAGAAGGGUAUCGGUAAACUACCCAACGGUAUCAAGCAUUACAACAAUGCCAGCUCUCACGAUAGCAAUAGUAGCUACAAUAGUGAUGACAGUGCAAACACGGUUAUUGUCAAUGCCGCCGAAGAAGUGCCACCGGAAGUGGCAAAGGAGGAGCUUGGUGCGUCAGUGUCAGUGUCCAAAAAAUCGGAAAAGAUUCCUAAGCGUAAGGAAACCGGUGCAGUACCAAAGCCAUGUCGAACAAUGAAGCACCAUCGGAAGGUUUGAGUGUUGCCGGUAAGAUUUGAAUGAAUAAUGUUAGCUUUU